UCCUCUAUUUUCAUAACAUGGGGAAUUUCGUUGGAUGUUUUUUUGCGUCUUAAAGUUCUGUUGGGAAAACACGUUCGAUCACGUCGAUUAUGGACCCCUCAACGAACAUUAUUAGGAGCAACUUCCAGCUGACAUGAUGCGAGUGCAUCUAUAUUAACACUGCAUCUGCAAGAACCAUACUCAUCGUAUGCAUUAGAACCAAAAUCAACUCUUUUAAUGAACGCCGUUCGGAUGUGUUUUUUAAACAAAACUAUCAGCUGAUGUAGUUUAAAAGGAAAUCUUCAGAGUUUUCUGUGGCCAAUGAGUAACAGGCCUUUCCGUAGUGAUGACUUCGUACAGUGUCACUUGCAAACUCGGAGAGGGGAGUUUUGCUAAAGUGUUUCAGCUGAGUUCACUGGACCGAGAUGAGGGCCAAGAUUAUGCCCUGAAAGUGAUCGACAAAGAUCGCUUCUCCAAUGAUGAACGAGACAAGUGUAUGCAGGAAGCCAAGCUGAUGAGGAAGCUGAGACACGAGAAUGUCGUCGCCUGUUUUGAUGCCUUUGAGUACGAGAACCACUUGAUCCUGGUCACAGAGUACUGCCCUCGGGGCGACAUGUACUGUUACCUUGGUGACUGCAGGGAUGCCAAACCUCAACAACCAGUGUCAGAGAACAGGAUUUCUAUGUGGGUGUUGCAGAUUGCCAAGGCUUUACAGUAUCUGCAUGAGAGGAAGAUUCUUCACCGAGACCUGAAGACAAAGAACAUCUUUCUGAUGGAAGAUUUGACUGUGAAAAUAGGAGACCUUGGAAUAGCAAAACAGCUGGACUUUACACUGGCCCAGGCUGAUACCUUCCUGGGAACACCUCUAUACAUGAGUCCCGAGAUAUUCCAGUUCCAGCCCUACAGUUAUAAGGCUGACAUCUGGAGCAUGGGCUGCUGCGUGUACGAGAUGAUGACGUUACGCUUCGCCUUCGAGUCACCAUCACAGCAGAAGAUGGUGCAGAGGAUCAUCAAGGGCAAGGCGCCGACUGUUCCAGCUAUGUACAGCAAGAACCUAGGGAGGCUGGCUAACGACAUGUUGAACAAGGACCCACAGCUCAGGCCUCAUGCUGUGGACAUCGUCAAACAACUACAGUCAAACCAAGAGAGACCCAGCUCAGGGGAUAUGAAGAUCUCGCCACGGAGCAGACGCCGUCUGUCAACAUCUCGAAGUGACAGCCGAGUAGACAUGCCCGAUCUUACGCCAUCACUACGCUCAGACCGACACGCCAUUGUCGACUCCCUCAUGACGUUCUUCAGGCAGAACACGGCAACAGGCUUAGGGAACGGAUUUGAGAUCGGCGUUCUGUCGUCCACAAAAUCUGCACUGUCAAGGACUGUUAAAACAAUAUGGACGCGUAAUCCUAGUCAGGAGGAGACAACUCAGUUUGUGAGAAAAUUCGGGACAGGGUUGCAAAAUGGGGAUAAUCCUCAUAGUGAUGAUAUGGUGGACAAUAUUGGAUACGGAGAGACGUCUGGUGUUCAUGACACUGUGAAGAAGAGCCCAAGAAAACGUGAUAAGACGUCAUCGCAGAGAUCCAUGCUCAGAGACUAUUACCAAGCUGUUGAAAUGUACGAUGAUAAUUAUUAUGACAUCCAGCCUGACCCUGAUGACGUCAUUCAGUGGGCGAGACAGAAUCUGGCAUCUUGUAACGUAUCAGCUGAACCUCCUUCCAAAGAUUCCAUUGAUGAGCCCAAGUCAAGACAACCACCAGAUGCAAAACUAAAAACAAGGAAGAAGAAAAAUUUCUUGAAAGCUGCCUCUGAGAAGAAGAAAACGUCAACAACAGAGAAGGACCAGUCUGCCCAGAGUCAGAAGCCAUCAGUGAAGACAAUGCCCGCUGACAGUUCGAAGACUGUCACUCUCUUUACUCGGAGUCAGAAAGUGGUCUUCAGGAAGGAAGAAUUCCUAGCAGGGGAUGCUGACCCCAUGGAGAGAGAGCUGUCUAAGAGUCUGGGUGGGGACACAGAUAUGGUGAAUAUCGGGAGAUUGUGCAAGUCAGACCUUGGUGACGACAUGUUCAAACGAGCACAGCAGCUGGUGGAAAUAGUGAAGGAUGAACGUCUGCUCCAGGUACAACUACAGGAUCUGCUUGGCUGGAGAAACUACAAGAAAUUUGGAGCCUUUCUGAUUAGUGAAGGUCGGACGUCAUAGACAAUAUACACUGAUACAAGUUCAUGUUUUGACAUUGUUGCUAUGGAUAUGACCUUUGCAAAGUGAUUAUGAAAAGUAAUGUACAUUGAAGGGUGAUUUUCAGUGUUGAACAAACAGAAGCUCAGUUCCUUACUAUUCCCAU
This is a messenger RNA of Haliotis rubra (blacklip abalone), 2315 nucleotides long. RefSeq names its product serine/threonine-protein kinase 26-like. Gene Ontology annotation, biological process: protein phosphorylation. Gene Ontology annotation, molecular function: ATP binding; protein kinase activity. The coding region runs from base 326 to 2173 and encodes 615 amino acids. The transcript is spliced from 12 exons. The record is from RefSeq and is a predicted model, not a curated record. NCBI's taxonomy places the organism in Eukaryota, Metazoa, Mollusca, Gastropoda, Lepetellida, Haliotidae.